This is a messenger RNA of Brassica oleracea var. oleracea, 863 nucleotides long. RefSeq names its product transcription factor bHLH54. The transcript has 4 exons. Gene Ontology annotation, molecular function: DNA-binding transcription factor activity, RNA polymerase II-specific; protein dimerization activity; RNA polymerase II cis-regulatory region sequence-specific DNA binding. Gene Ontology annotation, biological process: regulation of transcription by RNA polymerase II. The record is from RefSeq and is a predicted model, not a curated record. Gene Ontology annotation, cellular component: nucleus. Lineage: Eukaryota; Viridiplantae; Streptophyta; Magnoliopsida; Brassicales; Brassicaceae. The coding region runs from base 23 to 793 and encodes 256 amino acids.
GCAAGUGUUGAAGGUUAGAGAGAUGGACGUUUUUGUUGAUGGUGAAUUGGAGUCUCUCCUGGGGAUGUUCAACUUUGAUCAGUGUUCAUCAUCUAAGGAGGAUAAACCGCAAGAUGAGAUGCUUAGCCUCUCUAGCCUUUACAAUGGCCAUCUUCAUCACCAUCAUCAGAACAACGUCUUGUCUUCUGACCAACAUGCUUUCUUGAUUCCUGAUAUGUUCCCAUUUGGCGUGAUGCCGAGAGGGAAUCUUCCGACCAUGCUUGAUUCUUGGGAUCAAAAUCACUUCCAAGAAACGGCAACGCUUAAGAGGAAACUACUUAACGUAGAGAAUCCACACAAUACUAACUCUAACUGUGACGUCACAAGACAAGAGCUUGUCAAACCCAAAAAAAAGCAGAGGGUAAGCCAGGAAAGCAAUACAGCCGACGAAAGCAACACUAACUGGAGAGAUGGUCAGAGCCAAAGCAACAGUUCAGACGAUGAAAAGGCUUCGGUCAAAAGUGUUAAAGGGAAAACAAGAGCCACGAAAGGGACAGCUACUGAUCCUCAAAGCCUUUAUGCUCGGAAACGAAGAGAGAAGAUUAACGAAAGGCUCAAGACACUACAAAACCUUGUACCGAACGGGACAAAAGUCGAUAUAAGCACGAUGCUUGAAGAAGCGGUCCAUUACGUGAAGUUCUUGCAGCUUCAAAUCAAGUUGUUGAGCUCGGAUGAGCUAUGGAUGUACGCACCAUUGGCUUACAAUGGACUUGACAUGGGAUUCCAUCACAACCUUUUGUCUCGGCUUAUGUGAAGGACUUGUAAUACAAGUUAUACACAAUCUAAUUGUAAAGAAACCGAUUUAGAACAUAUGAAUCUCUUUA